AUGUCUGAAAUACUAAAACAAUUAGAAAAUAAUCCUCAAGAUAUAUUCAAAUUUAAAAACGAUGAUAAAAUAAACCUGUUUAAUGAAUUAGCCAGAAGUUUAUUAACUCCAGUGGUGAAAAAAUACUCAGUUUUGGAUGAUAUUUACAUUGAUGGAUUAGAUUCAACUCAAGUUUAUGGUCAAACUAAGAUGGUAUUAGAUGGAAUUGGUCUGAAAUUGUUAGGAGAUGAAAUACCGAGUUUAAAAGAGGAGUAUCCAGAAGAAGAAGAGGAAGAGGUGGAAAAUGAAGAUGAAGAAGAUCAAGAGGAAUUAGAUAAAAAUGAAUCAAAUGAAGAAACAGCACAUGAAGAAGAGAUAGAACCAGAAGAGGAACCAGAGGAGGAGCCAGAAGAAGAAAGUCAGUUUGAUGAAGAGGAAGAAAUUUCAGAAGAAGAAGAACCAAAAAUUAAAAAAGAUGCCUUUGGAUUAAAUGAUGGAUUUUUUGACAUUGAUGAGUAUAAUAAACAAGUUAUGGCUUUAGAAAAUGAACAAAAUGAUGAUGAAGAAAUAGAUUAUUUUGGAAGUCUAAGUGAUGAAUCAGAAGAAGAAGAAAUGGAAUAUUAUGAUGAUUUUUAUGACAAACCAGGUAAUACAAAAGAGACAGAACACGAAGAAGAAGAAGAAGAAGAAGAAGAAGAAGAAGAAGAAGAAGAAGAAGAAGAUUAUGACAAUUUCAAUGAUGAUGAAUAUGAUAAUGCCAUCCAAUCCACAAGACUUGAUCUUUUCGCUGAUGAAGAACCACAACCACAAGAAAAUCUAUCAUCUUUUGAAAAACAACAAAGAGCUAUACAAGAAGAAAUAUCCAAAUUAGAAGCAGAAUUAGUUGCUGAUAAAAAAUGGACAAUGAAAGGUGAAAUUAAUUCAGCUCAACGUCCAACAGAUUCAUUAUUAGAUGAAACUGAAUUAUCCUUUGAUCGUACAGCAAAACCUGUACCUGUAGUAACAGAAGAAAUAACAGAAACAAUUGAAGAUUUAAUACGUAGAAGAAUUAAAAAUGAUGAAUUUGAUGAUUUACCAAGAAGAUUAAUAAGUGAUAUAACAAAAGUUUCAAAACCUAAAGUUGAAGUUUCAGAAACAAAACUGUCAAAAUCAUUAGCUGAAUUAUAUGAAGAUGAAUACAAUAAUGUUGAAGAAGAUGUAAAUGAAGAAGUUAAAAAAGAACAUGAAGAAAUUAGAGAAUUAUUUACAAAUUUAUCCCAUAAAUUAGAUGCAUUAUGUUCAGCUCACUUUAUACCAAAACCACAUCAAAGAAAAACAAUCGAUAUUAAAGUUACUGAUAAUUCAGCACCAUCAAUUAGUAUGGAAGAUGCACAACCAUUACAUGUAUCAAAUGAAGCUGCAUUGGCACCACAAGAAAUUUAUAAAAUUGGAGAUGAUCCAAUUAAAGCUGAUAAACUGGGUAAAUCAGAAGUACUUCUUAAAUCUGGUUUAUCAUAUACUAAAGAUGAAUUAAGUCGAGAAGAGAAACAAAGAUUAAGAAGAGCUAAUAAAAGAAAAAAAGCUAAAACUUUUAAAGAAAAUAAAAGACAAAAACCAACAACAGUUAUGGAUACAUUGUCACAGGGUAAUGUAACUGUUAUUGAUAAAAAAGGUGAUUUACGUGAUGUAAAAGGUAAUCUUAAAAAAACUCAAACAAAUUCAACAAAUAAUUUAAAAUUAUAA
Messenger RNA from Insectozyma verbasci, 1701 nucleotides. NCBI's taxonomy places the organism in Eukaryota, Fungi, Ascomycota, Pichiomycetes, Serinales, Debaryomycetaceae. The record is from the annotation of a GenBank genome assembly.